GUCCCUUCUCUUUCUCUCUGUCGCGGCGGUGGGUUGGAGCCGCUGUGUCCCCGAUCUGGCACGUUCCUGUCCAAAUUAUUCUCGGUUUAAAAUUGGAUUCCCUUUUACGAAAUCUCUGAAAUUCUCAACUGCCAAAUUUAAAGUGCUCUCCAAUUCUAUUUUUCCGCACACAGCCUCAACAUUAGAACCCCCAAGAAGAUGGCGAUGGGGUCGGCAGUCGCCCGGCUUGAGGGCCGAGAAUUCGAAUACCUGAUGAAGAAGAGGUCGGCGACCAUCGGACGGAACUCAUCGCAGGGCUCGGUGGACGUUAGCAUGGGCCACUCCAGUUUCAUCUCUCGCCGGCACCUCGAAAUUUUCACCGCUGGUGAAGACGGCACCGGUAGCGGGGAAUUCUACCUCCGAUGCCUCGGCAAAAACGGGGUGUUUGUGGAUGGGGUGUUCCAGAGACGAGGGGCUCCACCUCUGCAGCUCCCACGAAUGUGCUGUUUCCGGUUCCCCAGCACCAACAUCAAGAUCACGUUCACAGCCCUGUCCAGUGAUAAGAAGGAGCGUAGGAACGUGUCGGAGUCACCGGUCAAGCCCGUCCAGCACCAAAUGGCGCCGCUGACCAUCAACAUUCCAGACAACAUCGCCCACCUCAUAAGCCCGCUUCCCUCACCCACUGGCACCCUCAGUGCCGCCAACUCCUGUCCAAACUCCUGUCCGUCAAGUCCCAGAGGGGCGGGGCUGUCUGGCUAUAGGAUGGGCCGCGUGCUGACCGCUGACCUCGUCAACGAGAACUCCCAAACAGACGACAAGGACGGCUCGGGUGGAGACAGCCCCAAGGAUGACUCCAAGCCACCGUAUUCCUAUGCCCAACUAAUAGUCCAGGCCAUCACCAUGGCCCCCGACAAGCAGCUGACUCUGAAUGGGAUUUACACACACAUCACCAAGAACUACCCCUACUACAGGACCGCAGACAAAGGCUGGCAGAACUCGAUCCGUCACAACUUGUCUCUGAACCGCUACUUCAUCAAAGUGGCUCGGUCUCAGGAAGAACCGGGUAAGGGAUCGUUCUGGAGGAUCGACCCCUCAUCAGAGGGCAAGUUGUGUGAACAGGCGUUCAGGAAACGCAGGGCCAGGGGGGUACCCUGCUUCAGGACCCCGCUGGGGCCCCUCUCAUCUAGGAGUGCCCCGGCCUCUCCUAGCCACACAGGGGGGCUGUCGGCCCACUCCAGUGGUGUGCAGACCCCAGAAAGCCUAUCCAGGGAGGGCUCCCCUGUCCCCAUGGACCCAGAGCCAGCUCGGGCCACAGCUCCCACCACGGCCACUGCCCUACAGCCCAAACUAGCUGUCAUCCAGGAGGCCCAAUUCGCUAAGAGUGCUACUGGCUCCACUCUGAACAGCCAGCCGGUGCUGAUCGCCAUGCAGCGACAGUUGCCCCAGACGACAAUGAAGCCUGUUACCUACACCAUGGCAACGCCUGUCAUGACAACAGCUGUAAGCUCUGCCCCCAUCAUGCAGACAGUGCACGUACUCCAACAGAUUCCGAUGGUCACCAUGGCUACUGUCGCUGCCACACAGAAUUCAGUUGUUACGCUGAAAACAGAACCGCAGGAGAACGGAGGGGGAGACCACAAUGGGGUCAAAGUCAAAGUGGAGUCUGUCCCAGGCAUCACUACUUCCUCUAUAGGCGGGGCCAAUCGCAUAAUCCAGACCUCCCAGGCCACACCCCUAACAGUUACCAUCGUGCAACAACCUCCCCUGGGCCAGCAUCGGCUUCCUAUCAAGGCCAUCACACAGAACGGGACUCACCUGGUUCCCAUCACUACUGCUGCUAACACAGCAGUGGUGAACCCCCUCCACCUGUUGGCUGCUCAUGCCUCUGCCUCUGCAUCGCUGCCCACCAAGAGGCAAAACGGGGAGCUGGCCGACCACCCCGAACCCAAGAGGGUCAAAACUGAGGAGGGGGGCGAGGGCAUAGCCCCCGUUGUAACCAACUCGUGCACAAGCGGAGACGGGGACAAUGGGGUUAGUGAAAAGGCUGGCGAUAAGUAGAGGUCUUGACCCCUCUCCUUAAUGAGCUCUACUAUCCCACUCCCACGACCGGACUCUCACUCGAAACCACGUUUAUCAUCUACUCCAAGGUGCCAAAAGACAACGAGGUAUAGAUCCACCUCCGGACUACAGUAUGUGUGAGUAGUAGACAGACCACCACCCACCCAUUGGUAUAAAAAGCAGAAAAUAAUAUGAUGCGAAAACUAAAAGACCAAAACCAGGACAAGCAACGACAACAAAAAAGGAAAAUUAGAAGUUGUUAGAAGUUGGAAGUUGACCCUGUUUGAGAUACAAACUACAACUAAACCUUAAGUGAAGCACAGUUAAGUCUUGUUAACGUUUAAAUGUAAAUUAAGUCUAUAAAAAUGGAAAUGAGAUCAAAACAGACCUCUGGACUUUGACCACCAGAAUCACCAAGCCUUCCACUGCUGAUUGGAAAGUUCCUUUUUUAGUUUUUUUCACAGGACAAACCCCCAAGAGAGGGAAGUAGCCAAUGGCAUCAUCCCGGCAGCAUUAUAGGCAAGCGCUUAAUUUUUGGAAAGAAAUGACCUAAGACAGUUAACAGUAGUGUAUUCUGUAAAAUAAUGUGUUUGGGGAACCAUUCCCUAUAUCUCUGGCAGCUAGCCUUCAUGUCAACCUAUCUAAUGCAGUCGUGAGUAGAUACACUUGAAUCCUAGGAUCUUCUUUGAGUGUACCACCCGUUUCCCAAGGCACACACAUCUAUUUAGUAAUAACCAUACUAAAAACUAGAAGUGGGGUCAAAAACAUCUUACGUCACCUGAUAUUGUGGAAUCCUGUAUUUUUUGGGGGGGUGGACUCUGUUCAGUGAAAUGAAUGUAGUCCCCUUUUCCUUCAAGAAAACACUAUGGAGUGACUUGUUUUUGUCUAAAUCUUAAGUUUCUUUAUCGCUGUACAUCUAGAUUUUUCAUAUUUUAACAAAAUAUCCUAUAAGAUAAAAGUAUAUUUCCAUGCGUGUUUGACUGUAUGCUUCAUCAAUGCUUGCAUGUUACUGAAUUUAGAGAAUGUACAUGAGCAGAUAACUGAAGAAAAAUAAGACUGAAUCAAUGCUAUACUGUAUGAUUCUGAACAGUGCUGCGCGCUUACCCUUUUCAUUUGAGUUAUUUCUUCCCCUCCUUUCUUCUGUUUUCCAAGUCAUCAAUGGCUGUUUCUGUUCAGAUGGUAUUCUAUGUUUCCACGAGGAAAAACAAGUGAUAGAUGUUUGUUUGGCUUCAGUAAAAUGCAUUUUUUUCUUUUUUAUAUAUAUAUAUAUAAAUUAAUUUAAACCUUCGUCCUGUGUCGUACCGCCUCUGUGUAUUUCUGUAUCUCUGCUAAAGGCUCAUUCCCAGAGACCGAUACGGAAUGUUUGUCGCCUUGUCAAGCAGUCAAAGAACAUUGUUUUCAACCUGAGAUGCCCUGAAGAGGCGGCGAUGUUAGUUUCAGCAGCCAGCCACAGUGAGAUCAACCAUCCUUUUGCAAGGCAUCUCUGGGUGACAAUGCUGUAAACUUCAACAAAUUGUAUAUUCCUUGACUCCUACUGCAGUGGUCCUUUAGGGGCCCAAGGUAUGUUCUGUAACACUGGAGAGAAACAGCUGCUAAGCAGAUAGUUUACAUCUCUGCCUGGUGUUGAGAUUAGGGAAUACUAAUCUAGUUCUAGGGAAGUAGGGAGGACAGUGCUGUUGAUUGAGUCACCAUGACACUGCAGCUGCAUUCCUGGGAGUUUAGUGUUCCAGGAAGUUACUACGGGCCAGAUGUGUGGGAAACGGGGAGAACACUUUUCUCUAUGGAACAAGGCUGCAUCUGAAAGGGCAUAUAUAUAUUACUAUAUAUUCAUUAUAUAGUGCACUACUUUUGACAAGAGUCUAUAGCCUUGGUUUAGAGUAGUGCACCGUAUAGGGAGCCAUUUGGAUCUGGCAACAAACUUCCCCCACAUGGAGCUCUCAUGUAAUGGAUAACAGAACCAACUGGACCACUUAUGUCCAUAUGCUGACAUUUUAACUGCCUGAAAACCAUAUCCUUUACUAUAGUACUACUUUAGAGCUGAAAACACAGGGUGGCAGGUAGCCUAGUGGUUAGAGCGUUGGACUAGUAACCGAAAGGUUGCAGGAUCGAAUCCCCGAGGUAAGGUCAACUCUGUCGUUCUGCCCCUGAAUAAAGGCAGUUAACCCACUGUUCCUAGGCCGCCAUUGAAAAUAAUUUGUUCUUAACUGACUUGCCUAGUUAAAUAAAAGGUCAAAAACAAAGGGAUAAGAGCUGUCUUGGGAGUUUAUGGAGCAAGCAUGUUUCCUUCUAAAGUAACCUUCACACACAAACAGAUCACACGACCCCCAAAAUAAGUCACCUACACUACCUGAUGUUUUAUUCACAAAUUUAAAUGCAGGAUUUUACAAUCAUGUAGUGAGUGAAUUCCACUUGCACAAUCAGAGCAGGAAGCAACACAUGAAAUGCAUUCAGUGGUUCCCAUUGAACACAGAGAAAUGAACGUUGGUACAAAGUUCAGAUUUAACGGAACAAAUGACAAAUACACUAAAUACAUUGUAGCACAGCAUUGUAAGGUCAUGCACAUGAGCCGAUGCUGUGACAAACAUAAGAUGGGUUCUAAAGUUAAUACUGCAUGUAGAUCCACACAUUGAGUCGUAUGGAGAUCAGAAUUUAUGCUAGAAAUUUGCUUAAGCUGAUCAUAGUGAACAAGCAGAAGAGUUCUCUUCAUGGGCAAACUACACCAGCCAACUAAACCUCACCAGAAAGGAAUGGGUGUACAUUGUCACACAAAGAGAAGGUGGAUUUUGGUUUAAAUCAGAUUGAAUCUUAGGCAUAGAUUCAAUCAGAUCAAGCGUCAACCUGUGAUGGCAGACACCCACAUUUGACGUGGAGCUGAGUUGGAGCCGUCAACUUUGAGCAGCUGCUCUUACGACCAUUGUCACGAAGCCCACCGCUCCAUUCACGUUAAAAGUUCAGAACAGGAAAGUGUAGGCUAUACACGCUCAAAUUGAAAACUAAAUAAUGAGGAUUUCUAUCAUCCUAAUCGAGGCGUAUUUUACAUUCCACUUUUAAACCAUGCAGCCAAUGUUAAUGUCUGCUUUAAGUUUAAUGGCAGGAGACGCUUGUGGAUUUGACAGC
Messenger RNA from Oncorhynchus kisutch (coho salmon), 5154 nucleotides. RefSeq names its product forkhead box K2a (gene foxk2a). Gene Ontology annotation, biological process: regulation of transcription by RNA polymerase II. Lineage: Eukaryota; Metazoa; Chordata; Actinopteri; Salmoniformes; Salmonidae. The record is from RefSeq and is a predicted model, not a curated record. Gene Ontology annotation, molecular function: RNA polymerase II cis-regulatory region sequence-specific DNA binding; protein binding; DNA-binding transcription factor activity, RNA polymerase II-specific. The transcript has 9 exons. Bases 199 to 2037 code for a protein of 612 amino acids.